AUGCAAGUAUCGGAAUCUGAACCUGACACUCCUCCUGGAUACUAUGACAUGAAUCCUCCCGAAGGCGAGCCUGUGCCUGAGUAUGAACCUAUGCCCGAGGAUAAUCCUGUGCCUGAAUAUGAGCCUCUACCCGAAGACGAACCCGUUCCUGAGUAUGAGCCUGAGAAUCCUACUGCUUCACAAGAAGAUCAAUCUGAAGAUAUGACUGAUGUCGAGCCUGAACAACAACAUCCUGCUGCAUCCGCUGAAUCACUGGCCCCAAGAAAUGCUCCUCCAAGGAUCGAACAUGCUUAUCAUCCGGUCACACAUGGCCAAGACAUCGAUGUACUACAACAUGAAGUUCAGCAUAUGCAUAACCAACCUGAACAUCCUAAUGAGCCGGUGGAUGAAAUGGAACAAGAGUUCAACCAAGCAGAUGCUGAUUUCAACCAACCUCAAAAUAAUCCUCCGCCAAUUACUCUCGAUGCCAUGUAUGCUGCAAUUCAACGCCAAGAGCAACGUUUUCAAGCUAUGCAGACAAAUCAAAACAAAACACUAAGGCUAAUUCGAGAAAUGCAACAAGAGCACCGUGACUACGCUAUUAGGACCGAAGGCCACUACACAGAAAUUGCUACACAAUUGAAUGAUCUCAACCUUCGUGCAAAUGGCUCUCCCACUGAUAGACUUCGACGUGUUCGUAUAAGAGGCGCAAGCAGUUCUCGCAACCGCAACAACGAGGAGUAG
Messenger RNA from Vicia villosa (hairy vetch), 723 nucleotides. Its product is annotated as early nodulin-75-like. Lineage: Eukaryota; Viridiplantae; Streptophyta; Magnoliopsida; Fabales; Fabaceae. The coding region runs from base 1 to 723 and encodes 240 amino acids. The record is from RefSeq and is a predicted model, not a curated record. The transcript has 2 exons.